AUGGCCAAGGAUGCAAAUGAGCAGGAUGAAAAUGAGAACCUGGGUGGGAUUGACAACGCCUUGGGACGUAAAAUAAACUUUGCUGUUGGGGAUAUAAAGGCAGAAGUACUUACAGCCAAGGAGAAUAAACGGAUAGUGGAGGUAACUGAAUUUUCCCCUCUAUCACAAGCAACUGAAGAGUCAAAGGCAGUCGAAGAUGCAAACAGCCUGGAGGAACAGAAUUGUGAAAUUGCUGGCUUUGCUCAAGGUUUCACUGGACUUGAUAGGAUUAAGAAGCAAACUGCUGAUGUAACUGGGGCUCUUCGUAUUGGUGAAAAUGGGAUAUAUUUUGGUGAAAAUAACAUUAACUUUGAAAACAAGCAAAAUGAGCAUCCCGUGACAGAAUACAAGAGCAUGUCCAAUCAGGAAAAAUGUGAUGAAGAAGCAACUGAUGAAUUGGAUGAUAAUGAUGAUGUUGAUAUCUGUGAACCUGAAGUUGGCACUAAUAAUGAAGAAAGUGAGAAGAGUUCAAUAUCUUCUCACAAUGAAAGAUGGUCCAGUGACGAGACAGAAUCACUUCAUGAUCCAGAGUGUUGUGUUGAAGAAGCUGCUUGUGAAUUAGGAGAAAAUAAUGACGACAUCAAGGAGUCUGAAGUUACAGCGAAUCAUGAAAAAGGUGACGAGACAGAAUCACUUCAUGAUCCAGAGUGUUGUGUUGAAGAAGCUGCUUGUGAAUUAGGAGAAAAUAAUGACGACAUCAAGGAGUCUGAAGUUACAGUGAAUCAUGAAAAAGAUGAGAAUUCUUUUGAAUCAUCUCAAGAAGAUAGAUGGGUAGAUAGUGAUACUGAUACCGAAGCAAUUCAGCAACCUUGUAAAUUUGAAGAGCAAGGGAAGACCACAGAUAUAUCCGUGGAAGAGGAAUUGAGCCAAAGCACCAGCAAGAAAGAGGAGAAUCAUCACAACAAUGUAGCAAUGGAAGAGAAGGAAGCUGAAGAUUAUUUGCUAAGGGAGGUGGAGGUGGAAAAGGAACACUUUAGGAAAAAGGAAGUGAAAGAGAGGGAAAUAGAAAGAGAAAAGGAGAGAAUAGUUGUUGAAAGGGCAAUACGAGAAGCUCGGGAAAGGGCUUUUGCAGAAGCCCGAGAAAGGGCAGAAAGAACUGCUGUUGAGAGAGCAGCUGCAGAAGCUCAUCAAAGGUUAAAGGCUGGGGUCCGAGAAAGGCUAGAGAAGGCUCCUCCAGAACCUAAUAAUAAGUUGGCUGCUGAAAAGGCCUCUAUGGAAGCCAAACUAAAAGCUGAACGUGCUGCCGUAGAGAGAGCAACUGCAGAGGCUCGGCAGCGUGCCCUAGAUAAAGCAUUAACUGAGAAGGCUGCUUCUAAGACAAGAAAUCAGGCUGAAAAGUCUGCAGCUGAGAGAUUUUCAAGCGUUUCAAAAGCUAAUGGGAUGAAUUCCAGAGAUAAACAAUACAACGAGCCAGAAGGAGUUAACGGAGGUAAUGGUGAAUCAGCUCAGAGUAAAGCCACGAUGGAAAGACAUCAAAGAACAGCAGAGCGUGCGGCAAAAGCUCUCGCUGAGAAGAAUAUGCGCGAUCUUCUUGCUCAGAAAGAGCAGGCAGAGAGAAAUAGGCUGGCAGAAACUUUGGAUGCUGAUGUCAAGAGAUGGUCGAGUGGGAAAGAGAGGAACUUGCGUGCUCUGCUUUCAACACUGCAAUAUAUCCUUGGCCCUGAUAGUGGCUGGCAGCCAAUUCCUCUGACUGACCUUGUAUCAAGCACUGGUGUGAAAAAAGCUUACCGAAAGGCCACUCUAUUUGUUCAUCCUGACAAGUUGCAGCAACGAGGUGCAAGCAUACAACAGAAAUACACUUGUGAGAAGGUUUUUGAUCUUCUGAAGGAUGCUUGGAACAAAUUUGGUGCAGAAGAACGGUAG
Dovyalis caffra is the source of this 1902-nucleotide messenger RNA. Lineage: Eukaryota; Viridiplantae; Streptophyta; Magnoliopsida; Malpighiales; Salicaceae. The record is from the annotation of a GenBank genome assembly.